GCUCAGUAAGAACACACUUCCUGGAACGGAAAGAGGGAGACGCUGUGAGAGGCUCCUCAGUGUGGGCGAGUAAAAUGUGCUGCAUGUGAGAAGCAGGUAGGUGUGGUCAAGGAUGUUCUGAUUUCUGGGUCUUUUGCAUAAGUAGUUGAGGAUUUUAUGUAAAAUAACUAAAUGGAGGGGUUUCAGGGACGUGAAAAAAUGCGAACCACAGUAGCGGAAGUGAGAAUUAAUUGAGUGAGGAGUUACUUGAUUAAGCUUUUAAACAUUAUUUUUUUACACAGGAGUUUGGAAAUUGUCGAGUUGUCUUACCGGAGCAGCCUAGGGCUGGGAACUUGGCUGGCGGGGGUUUACUGUGUGAAGCUGCAAGUUGCUAUUUUUGAAUAACCAUCUGACGCUGGUUGUGUAAUGAUGACCUACUCCCGGUUCAAACCCACUCAGUGUUGCAGGGAUGGGCUUGCUCAGAGAGCAUUAAGUCGCUGUUGCGGUUUCUUUCCAUUGGGUCUAAUCAGGAGUGCUUUUUUUUUUUUCCUUUUUUGUCAGCUCUAGUGUUCCUAAGGACACAGCUCAAAGGAAGAGGAGGGGUGAGGAGGGGAUAUACCGGUUGCCUUGGAAGCUUGGUUUGGUUUUUUUCUUCUGAAGCUUAAAGCUCUGUUACAGGCCUUAAAGGAGCCGGUCAGGACGUUACAGAAAGGCCAGAUUUGGUAACCCCACUUAAGAUGAUUGCCCAGGGAUCCUAUUGUGUGUUAGUAAUUGUAAAACGAUUUUCUCUGAUUUUGGAGUGAGUAGUUUUGCUUGUUACCAGCUCAAGAAACGCAUAUUUGGAAAACAAAACUCAAAAAACUUAAUUGAAAUAUCUUCUGUGCACUGUUUUGGGCAACACUGGUGUAAUGACCAUAAUAAGACUAGUGCUAAUUGCCUUAAACCAGGAAGCUUUCCAGCAUUUACAAGUCUUAUUCUCAUUCCACCUGUUUGGAAGAGGAAGUGGCUUGUGCUUGAAAAAGAUAAACGGAAACAUUUUAAAAUGGCAGGCUGAACCACUGGUGAAAAUAUUAACUCAGGAAAACAUUCUAGUUCUAAAUAUCAGGAUGCACAGCACAGAUCAGUUUUGCCUGGUUUGUUGUCAGUAUCCUUAUUAAAAAGGAGCCCUGGUGGAGCAAUGCUUAAGCGCUGGGCUGCUAACCAAAGGUUGCCAAAAAGGUUGGCAGUUUGAACCCAUCUGGCCACUCUCCAGGAGAAAAGACCUGUUGAUUUGCUCCCAUAAAAAUUACAGUCUAGGAAAUCCUAUAGGGCAGCUCUACUGUGUUACUUUGGGUUGCUAUGAGUAGAAAAUUGACUGUACAGCACCUAACAACAACAACAUCCUUGUAAAAAGUAGAAAAGAAACAUAAUUUCUUGUGCUUCAAAGACAACUGCACAGUGUUUCCUGAGCCCUCCCUCUUCUUGCACUAUAAUUAUGAAAAGGAUCUAAAAAAUUCAUUAAAUGUUGAUAAUUUAUUUCCAAGACAGUAAAGUGAUUUUUAUCCUUAUUUCUCCUAUUUUCUCAAAUCACAGUGAGAGUUAAUCUUUUCUUCUGUAUCUGACAUAUAAAUAAUGCAUGAAUUUAAGAAUAAACUUCCUUUUUUAAGCUUAUGACCUAUAUUUUUUGGCAUAACAUUUUAUUGGUUUUGGAUGAUUGCUAAUUUCUUUUAAUUCCAUGUGAAUUCAAAUUGAGUUUCUAGAGAAACUAUAUUAAUUUUUCCUAUUUCUUUAGACCCACAGAGUCUCUACUUUGCAUUCAGAUGUGCAUAUAUUCCUUCUAAGUUGAUUAAAGUUAUUUAGAUUAUCAUAUAUCUCAAAGGGUAAGUACAUCUUUUGACUAUAUCUUAUUUCCCUUCUUUCUGCCACCAUAUAUCAUCCAGUAAUGACAUGUUUUUCCUCUUGGCCAAAAAAGUAAAGGUAUAGGACAGCUUUUCCUUGUGAGUACAAUGAUUGAUGACUUAAAAACCCAAAUUGUAGGUAGAGGAGACUUCUAGUGUUACCAUCCAGAAUUAACUUAGCUGCUAUUAGACAUGCAUUCUCGUAUAGCUGUUCCUCAGAAUUGUCCUUGAUGACAUACCUAGCCAUUCCUAAAGCUCUUAACCACUAUUCCUGAUCCACACUUAUUUGAACUCUAAUUCAAAACCACAGAAGCGAUACCUUUUUGAAAAUAUUUUUAUUUAAAAUGAUAACUCUCAUAGCCUUUAAUUGUGUACCAAAUUUUAUCCAUCUGAAAUUUUAUUCUCUGAAAGUCACUGUGGAACAGAUAGUGAAAUGACAAAUGUAAAGUGGUUGGUCAUUCGAUUUGGUCAGUAACUACUCCAAAGACAGUGUUCUGUCAUUACUGUUAUAUGACUGUAAUUAUCUGUGGUUGUUUACUCACAGUCAAGAAGAAAAGCAUGUUCCUAGCUAAAGGAAGUAAAUAAGUCUACUUACUAACUUAUUACAGAAGCUUAUAUUUCUGACCACAUUCUGGUUUACAAAAGGCCUUAUUAUUCAUGAUCUUACAGAUACCUCGUGGGUCAUUUUACAUAUGAGAAUUUUGAGGUUCAGAGGAGAUAGGUGACUUGCUCAGUUUGUAAUUGGUAGGUAAUGACUGGCAUUUGGGCCUUUGUCCUCCUGGGCCACAAUACCAAGCUGUCUCCCAGAUGAAAACAGCAAGCCUGCACAUCUGUACAUAUGUUCCAGCUCUAAGCUGUCACCCAGGUAGUGUUUAUGAGAGAUCAUCAGAUUUGUUAAAAUGUGUUCCAUGAUCCCUAAUACAGGUUUUUCAUAAUGGCAAAAAAAAGUGUUAUUUUUUCCCACUGAUAUUUAAAAAUGAAAAUGUAAAUAUGAAUAUAAUGAACUGACUAACUUUGAUAAAUAAGGUUUAAUUUGAUAUAUUAAAAAAAAAUAUUAACCAUUAUUAAUUAAAAUUUUUUUUUUUUUUUUAUUAAUAAAGAGGAGUGUAUCCAAUAUAUAAUGUUCCUAUUAAAUUGAAAUCGAUUGACUUCCUAACCAGCAUUGAAGUUCAGCCAGGGUUGCCAAAUGUAGAUACGUAUUUCUAGAAGCAUAAUCCGUGUGUAAGUGCCUGGGAAUAGCCUCGUCUUCCCUAAUUUGGUGUUUCUGUGGGAAGAAAAUGAACUUUGUUUUAAAAAAUGGGAGAGACAUUUGGCCAACAAGGAGCAGAACACAGGGGUCUAGAAGAACACAGGAUGGGAUGAGUUGUCCUGAAUAAACUGAAUGCAUCUGAUACUGGAGCAAUUUGUAACUUUCUAUAUCCUGACGAGACUCAUAUGGACCCUUCAUUUGUUUCUUCAUUCAUUCAUAUAAUUCAUUCAGCAAGUAAUUGGGUGCCUUCUGUGUGCCAAUAUUGAACACAGCAAACAAAACAGAACGAUCUCUGUCCUUCAGGAAUUCACAGUCUGGUGGAAAAGAUAAAUAUUGCACAAGGGAUUAUAAGCAAGAUCACUGUCACCAAAGGUAGCAGUGCAACUAACAAGUGUAAAGGUGCAACCAGAGCAUAAAACCAGGGGCAGAGGAAGAGGUUUAGGGCUGGCCCCCUGGAAAGGAUUGUUUAAGCUGAAAUUAGAUAGAUGAGUAGGUACUAGCCAAGCAAAGAAUGGGAUGAGAUUAAGAAAGCUCUAAGUCAGAAUCGACUCAGUGGCAGUGGGCGUGGUCGGAUUUGGAAGAAGGAAGAAAAUAGCAUGAGGGAAAGCCCUUAAUCAAAUAAGAAAGUGGCGCAUUUGGGGAGUUAAAAGCAAGAUGGCUAUGUAGACUAGAUGGUGUAAGCUAUGGGAAGGAUUUCAGACUUUAGAGAUAAUUAUAAGGGCAGUGGGAAGCCAUUGAUUGGGAAGAAGUGGAGUGACAUGAUUAAGUUUGCAUUUGAAAAAAUCAUUCUGAACUCUCUUUUUACUCUCUCGGUAUGAACAAAUCCUAACCGGGAAGUCAACAUUAUCUCCCAGCUUUUAAUCAAUAAAUAUAUUCCUCUCCUGCCUAUUCCUAUAAAAACUUAUUUUAUCCCUCCAGUGGGUUAUACGGAAACCCCAGUGGUGUAGUGGCUACGUGCUAUGGCUGCUAGCCAAAAGGUCGGCAGUUUGAAUACACCAGGUGCUCCUUAGAAAACCCGGGGGGCAUAGUCCUGUAGGGUCACUAUGAGUUGGAAUCAACUCGAAGGCAGUGGGUUUGGUUUUGGUUUUAUGGUUAUAUGACUUAAAAAAUCAUAGGCAUGUCGAAUCAAGAGCAGGCCAUAAGAAGUAAAGUAGCCAAAGGAAGUUACAAGGAGCUAGGACGUUAAUUCCAUCACCAAUGUUGAAUUUUAGUAAAAGAUCAAGGUUAAUAGUAUUUUCCCUCUGAAAAAAAUGCUGUAGUAUCUUACUGAUCCCAUGUAGACAGGACUUCAGUCAGUCCCUGUAUUUGACCCAAGAACGCUUCAGGAAAAGCAGAUUCGGAGGCCGAUGGAAUACUUGUACUGAUCUUGAUGUGGGAUAGAUGUAAACACACUUAAUACUCAAAUAAAUAUUGGCCUAUCUUUAAUAUUAAUCAGUUCAUUAAUAUUGUUUGAUAGCCUGUAGGCUAAGUAUUAUAGGAAUUUGUUAGUAAUGAAGUUUUUCUUUCUAACCUGGUUUCUUGUACCUUUUGCAUCAUUGGAAUCAGUGGCACAGGCAUGCUUGAUUGGAGAAAUCUCAGUGAAGGUGGUACUCCAAGUAUUUGUUCCCUCCCUCUGAAAGCACGGAUUGUGAUUGAGUUAGGACUCUUUGUGGGUUAUCUGAAGGAGUUCUGAAGCUUUGAAAGAAACGGGGAGCCUUUUUCUCAUGCCUUUACAACUUUGAUCAAAUCAUCAUUCUCCUUUGUUGCUCAGUCUCAACCUAACCCUGAACAAUACAUGUGUAUGAACAGGUGCCUCAUUGGUUCACUUAAUACCUAACAAUAAUCAUUUGAUGUGUAGUAAUCAUACAACUGAUGUACCACCAUCAUUUUUAGUUUGUAUGAAACACUAAUAUGAGAUUUCUAACAUUAUUUCCCUUAGUAUGACUGUUAACAGAUUGGGGAGCAGUAUGUGUAUCUUGGUGAUCUCGCUGCCCCUCCAGGGUCUAACAGAAGGUCUCACAUGUUUUAUUACUUGAAGUAAACAUCUCUUGAAAUAAUGGAUGCUUUGUAAUAACCACUUCCUUGUCUGUAUGACCAGUGGCCCACCCUUGUGAGUUAUUGUGGUCUUGGGACAGGGCCCAGUAGUCAUUUAUUCAAUAGAUGUUUCUAAUGUCGGACACUAUGCAAGUUGCUCACAGGUAGUGAGGUUGACACAGGUAGAUGAGCAAAAACCAAGAAGGAGCUGAAUUCUUGAGCUUGGCAUUGUUAGUAGCCUUUCCCAGUGUAAACAUCCUUGUACCUGUACCAGAGUUUCCAUUGCUGGGCCAAAGUGUUUGGUUGCUAAAUUAAGCAAGACUGUCUUUUCCUAAGUUGCAAGAAAAAAACUAGGAUAGGACAAUAAUUUCUUUGUUUAAAGAGUUUUUCAUCCAUAAAAUGUUUUUAAACCUUUUCUUCAACUAUUGCUACUUCCGGUAAUACCUAUAGAAGAUAAUAGGAUAAACAAGCAGUAAGCUAAUACUAUUGGAGAAACUUAGAACUAACCAUGCUUAACUUAACUUUUUUUUAAGUGGUCACUUGUGCUUAAACUCUGAUUUUUAUAUUGUACACUUAAAACAGAGCUGUAUAUUUUCUGCUAGUAAAAUUAUUCCUAGUGCUUAUAGUUGGAUUAAAUAUACCAUGUAAUAUUGUUUUCUAAAGGACAUCAUGCCCUGCCCUCCAAAUGCGUUAGAAAAUCACAUCCUGACACAGUCUCCUAGAGCCUUUUUGUCAUGGUCUUUUUCUCUGACCCUUGAACUCCUGGGAGCGCUACUCUACCAUCUGAAUAGAUAAUAUUUGACUCUGCAAAGGAUGACAGAUUCCCUAAACACCAAUGUACUGUAUCCAGAAAUAAAAAUAUUCUCAACCUGACCCCUCUGUGCUCUGGGCAAAAAAAGUAAAUGUACUACCUCAUGUUCUUCUGCCUUGUAGGAGGCAGGAUGGAAGACAGAAAAAAAGAGUGUUGUUUUGUGAGUGAAUUUCCCUUGAAGAAAUUAAAGCUGAGUAAGAUAUUGGUUUUUAUAAUUUUUCAUAUAUAGAAAACACAACCAUUUAAUUUGGCAUGAAAGACAAACCUAGGCACAGCUUUUUUUUCCUCCUCAUAAUACCGUUAGUAGAGAUACCAUCUUCACUUAAAAAAUCUGUUCAUUCAUCUUAUAAGCAGCAAUAAUACAAUAACCAACAAGUGCUAUAGAUUUCCCUAAAAUGUACUGAAGCAACCUUGAAUCGGCCAGGAAGUAGCUGAGUAGAAUAAUUUCAGGAACCUUUGUUGUUCCCAUCUUUUCACAGACUCAUUGGAGAUGAGCCCGUUUACGUUUUAUAAUUUUUCCAGCACACACAGUAUUCUGGAAUGAGAUCAGUUUUGCUUUUUCUUACUUAACUAUCAUUCAACAGAUGUUCAUUGAAGUCCAGUGUGCCAAGCACUGGGCUGGUCACUGAAUGCUAAGAAAGUAGUUAAUCCUUGCAUAGCACUUAGUAUGUGCCAGAAGUAUUUUGAAUACUUUACAUUAAUUCAUUGAAUUCUUAGAACAACUCUGUGAGAUAGGUGCUGUUAUUUUCUUAUCCUACAGGUGAGGAAAAUCAGUCACAGAGAGUUUGCAUAGCUGGCUGAGGGUCACUCAGCUAGUAAGUGAGAAAGUGAGGAUUGGAACCCAAGCCAUUUGGCUCAGUCUGCUGUCCUCUAGUGCUUCUUGCCCCCUACCUUUGUCUUUUAUGAGCCAUCUUCACUUGUGCGUGCUAGUCUCAUUUUACAUUUGCAUGAGCGUUUGAAUUUUUGUUGUUUGUGGCUAGCUGAUGAUUGAUAAGUACUCUGACUCCUGCUAUAUAUUUGAGUGCCUGAUACAUAGAAGAACUUAUGUGUGUGUUGAGUGAAUGAUUAUUGACAACCAAGAGAAUUUUAGAUGUCAUGUUAAGAGAAUUUGAACUUAUUUUGAUUAUUCCUCCGAUAAGAUGUGCAGAAUAAAAAGCUAAAGGCUUUGUUGCUACAUGACCCAGUCAGUGAUAGCACCGAGGCUCUGAGGUGACACUCACAUGUAUUUAUGUACAUUUAUAUUGGGCAUCGAGAGGAAACAAGGGACACAAUGCCCUCUUGGCAUUGAUAUUACAUCACGAGUUCUGUUAAUAGGUAACAUGCCUCCCUGCUGUGCUUUCCGGUUGUCCCCUCAUGAUUUGUCCUCUUGUGUGUUACCCCCAGUCUGACUGACCGUACUGCACACGCUUGCCGGCCAUGGGCUGUCGGGAUGUUCAUGCAGCCACAGUCCUCUCCUUCCUGUGUGGAAUCGCCUCUGUGGCAGGCCUCUUUGCGGGGACUCUGCUUCCCAACUGGAGAAAAUUAAGACUGAUCACGUUCAACAGAAAUGAGAAGAACCUGACCGUUUACACAGGCCUGUGGGUGAAAUGUGCCCGUUACGACGGGAGCAGUGACUGCCUGAUGUACGACACUACUUGGUACUCAUCUGUUGACCAGCUGGACCUGCGGGUCCUCCAGUUUGCCCUGCCACUCAGCAUCCUGAUCGCAAUGGGUGCCCUGCUGCUCUGCCUGAUUGGAAUGUGUAACACAGCCUUCAGGUCCUCGGUGCCCAACAUCAAACUGGCCAAGUGUCUAGUCAAUAGUGCAGGCUGUCACCUGGUGUCUGGGCUGCUGUUUUUCCUGGCAGGUACUGUAUGCCUCUCCCCAUCCAUUUGGGUUAUCUUUUAUAACACACAUCUGAACAAAAAGUUCGAGCCAGUCUUUGCGUUUGACUAUGCAGUGUAUGUCACUAUUGCUAGUGCCGGGGGCCUAUUUAUGACUGCCUUUCUACUGUUUAUUUGGUACUGUGCAUGCAAAUCUUUGCCUUCUCCUUUCUGGCAACCACUGUAUUCCCAUCCUUCCAGUAUGCAUACUUACUCACAGCCCUAUUCAGCACGCUCCCGCCUCUCAGCCAUUGAAAUUGACAUUCCAGUAGUUUCACAUACCACCUAAUGGGAAAAGAGCUAAUUGUUAAAGAAAACUCUUUUUGUAGCCUCACAUGCCCCUUGUGUACCACCCACCGCAAGGAGCUUUUUUUGACCUAUGUACAUUUUCUUUUGUUCCUGACCAGUCAAUGAAGCCAAAUUUGUAUGUCUUGAUAGAAUGAAGUGCUGCUAGUUUUUAUGAAAAGAACAUUAUUGUAAGUGUGAAUCAUUCCUUUUCUCUUGCUUCUUACACUGGAAGGAUUUUUAAUCUCUGUAUUGAUAUUUGAUCAAUUAUUUAAGUGAAAAAGAUCUGGGUUUCAAUUGAGGUGAUUUAGAAUAACAUGGUAAAGUAAAAAUGGCCAGGAGAAACUAUUGUAUGCAAUCCUUAUGAACAUUUCAGAGUAUGUAGUGUUCUUUUUCUGUGCCUAAAACUGGGAGAUGGGAGGGGGAAGCAAUUUCAAAUACAAGAUACUUCUUUUAGGUAAGGGUUAUAUUUUAACAGUAGUCAGUCUGACAGUUUUUGUUUUACUGCUUUUGUGGGACUAAUUACAUUGAAUAGGCUUAGGUAUUUUGAAUAUUACUUUCUUUUGUGAGUUCCUUAUCUUCUACCUCAUGUCAGUGUUUAAAGUGCAUUUGAAGUGCUAUUAGAAUGAGCCUAACAUUUCCAAUAUCUAUUGGUUAUGGAUAAUAUUUAACAUAAUUAAAAAAUUGCUGAUUCUAUACAUUUUUUUAUUGGACUUAAAAUGUGCCAUGUGAUGGGUUGGUGCCUCCUCUGAAGCAGAAAAAAACUUUCUUCCAGGUACAGUCCACAAAGUGGUAUUCGUGUCCAUAUGUAAUUUCUUAGUAGGUAAGACAAAGAAAGGGGCCCUCAUGGUUUGUUCUCUUAUAGACAUAGUGGUAGGAAAGAACAGAGUCUGUUCUUCAGUGACGAUGACAUCAGAGAUGCACACUGGUGACUGCUUCUUGAGUGAUGGGUGAAGUAACCUAUGACUGUACCAUGACCACAUUCACACUUGAUUCAAUUCCUGCCACUGCUACUGAUUAUUUCCUCAAGCAUAUAUCUGUGCCCAGUACUUCUGUAGGUGUUAUAGAGGAUCCAAAGAGCCUAGUGGCACACUGGUUAAGCACUUCGCUGCUAACUGAAAGAUCAGUGGUUUGAACCCACCAGCAUCUACGUGGGAGAAAAGAUCUGGUGAUCUCCUGUAAAGAUUACUGCCUAGGAAACCCUAUGGGGCAGUUCUGCUCUGUCCUAUAUGGUUGCUAUGAGUUGGAAUUGAUUUGAUGGCACAGACCAGCAACAUAGAGAAUCCAUGAAAACUGUGAGAUCUGGUCCCAUCCACUAAGAAACUUUAAUAUAGAAGAUCAAACUGUUAUCUGACAAUUAGGAAACAGUCUGACUUCACCGGACAGCUAGCCUUAACUUCUCAAUCCUCGAUGCAGUAAUACAUUUCAACCAGAGACAUGGCUUUCUGGCAGGCAGGUUUAUCACGUACCACCAGCAACAUCCUAGACCCUAGAAAUUCAGUUUACUUCAAUUCAUUGAAUCCUUAGAACACCUACCUUAGCCUAGAUUCUGUAAUAACACUAUUAGAUCCAUAAGAAUGGGCAAAAGUGAGAGAGAAAUUCUAUGGUUCCCUUAUCCACCUCUGAAAAUACGGUUUAUUGAGGAGCGAGAAGUUUUUAAAAUCUUCUAAUGGGAUAACAAUAAGACGAAACCAUGUUAACACUACAGUGAAAGUUUAGAAAUUCAGGGAUACUGGGUCUUUACCUUUAUGAAUUGGAGGUGUUUAUUGGUGUGACUUACUACCUAUUAGUGUUACGUUUCAUAAGGAUUUUGUUCUUUUAACCAUUACAGAUUUUACAAAAAGCUAGUUGCAUGGUAAACAGAUUAUUAUGCCUCUUUUGCACAUCUGAGUAUGACUCUAGUACUUGUGGAUAUAUGUAGUGAGCUUUUUUUUUUAAACUCCAACUUUAUGUACAUAGCAAAUAAGUCCAGUUGUAUAAUUUUUAAGUAUCAAAUUAGAUACUAGUAGAAAGCAUGCGAAGUUAUAUAUUUUUUUUUUUUUUAGUUACAGCUUCUGAUUCCUUCUAAUUCUUCUCAGGUGUAGCUGAAUCUUGAUCAUUCCGAAACAAUGGCAGGUGGAAUUUUGAGAUGAAUAUUAAUUUUCCCCCUUUGCUAAUUUUCAGUCCUCUGUCUCUGAGCUUUUGUCCAGAUGUGUCAGGAAUUCCACCACCCCAUUGUUAAUUGUAUAAACAAGCUAAAAAUAGAUCUAGCCAUUAACUAGACAGUUUUUGUCCAUGGGAUUAUAAAUAUAAACAUUAAGUUUUUCCUACAAAAAUCCUUUGGCUUCAGAAUCUGUAGCCUCAAACUAGUAUUUAUUAUGAAUUCACUGGGCAAAGGAAACAGCUGUUUUCCUUUGUCUUUUUUAAUAUUUCAGAGUUGCUAUCAAUAGCUGUUCUUCACAGCCAUCAAAGGAAAGCAAGUAUUUGCAAUUCUUUUUAGGCACUUUGGAGCACUCAUCAGGGGGAACAUCUUUGUCAUUAAAUGCCUGUUAACGUUAAAGGCCUUUUAUAGAAGCCAGCUUGGAAAACAACCUUAAAUGUGAUACGAUGCAGCAGAUUUGGCUUAUCCAGCCAUGGGAGAAAAAAAAAAAAAAAAAAAAAACCCGAUUUUACUUUGGUUUUAAA
Messenger RNA from Loxodonta africana (African savanna elephant), 10740 nucleotides. It is a transcript of the gene CLDN12, whose product is annotated as claudin 12. Gene Ontology annotation, cellular component: plasma membrane. The coding region runs from base 7346 to 8080 and encodes 244 amino acids. NCBI's taxonomy places the organism in Eukaryota, Metazoa, Chordata, Mammalia, Proboscidea, Elephantidae. The transcript has 2 exons. The record is from RefSeq and is a predicted model, not a curated record.